Molecule: messenger RNA, 1170 nt
Organism: Nicotiana attenuata
Lineage: Eukaryota; Viridiplantae; Streptophyta; Magnoliopsida; Solanales; Solanaceae
Exons: 1
Coding region: 1-1170 (389 amino acids)
Source: RefSeq, a predicted model, not a curated record
AUGAGGCUGCCUCCUAGUCUAGUGGUUUCUGGUCAUUCUUCCUCCUCUUCUCCACUAGUUUGCAAGCUCAAAAAGUCUCUCUAUGGCCUCAAACAAGCCUCAAGACAGUGGUUCUCUAAAUUGUCUGAAGCUUUGGUUUCCAGAGGUUACCUGUCUAGCAAAAAUGAUUAUUCAUUGUUCACUAAGACUUCUUGGGGCUCCCUGACUGUCUUGGCAGUAUAUGUCGAUGACAUUCUAUUGGCAGGAGAUGAUACUUCUGAAUUGGAUGCUCUUAAGGAUUUUCUGGAUGCUAUUUUCAAAAUCAAAGACUUAUGUUCUGUUCACUACUUCUUGGGUUUGGAAAUUAUACAACAACCCCAAGGUUUCUUGAUGUGUCAGCACAAAUUUACAUCUGAUCUCUUAGAAGAGUUUCAUUGUGAUCAUUUCACCCCUGUCAAUACUCCUCUUGAUCAUUCCAUCAAACUCUCUUCUGCUAUGGGAGAGUCCCUUUCUGAUCCUAGCAUCUACAGACGGAUUGUGGGCAAGCUUAAUUUCUUGUGCCAUACAAGGCCUGAUAUUGCAUAUUCAGUCCAACAUCUUAGUCAGUUUCUUCAAGCUCCUCAAGUUCCUCACAUGCUGGCUACUAUACAUAUUUUGAGGUAUCUGAUGAAAGCUCCUGAUUUGGAUAUUUUCCUUCCUAAGUCUACUGACUUUUCCCUCUUGGCUUAUUCUGAUUCUCAUUGGGCCACUUGUGCCCAGACUCGGAGGUCUGUUACUGGGUAUUAUAUUACUUUAGGGGGCUGCCCUAUCUCCUGGAAAAGUAAGAAACAACCCACUAUAUCUCUCUCCUCUGCUGAGGCAGAGUAUAGAGCUCUACGCAAAGUGGUUGCUGAAAUUUCUUGGCUUGUUCGUUUAUUGGCUGAUCUUGGGUUGGUUAUUUCUAGUCCUGUUCCUGUGUUUUGUGAUAGCCAAGCUGCUUUGCAUAUCGCCAAGAAUCCGGUCUUCCAUGAACGCACUAAACACAUUGAGGUUGAUUGCCACUAUGUUCGGGAUAGCAUACAAUCUGGUCUCAUCACUUUACAUCAUAUUUCUUCUUCUGCUCAACUUGCUGACAUUCUCACCAAGUCCCUUCCAGGCACCACUCAUCAUCAUCUCCUUGGCAAGCUUGGGUGUCAACACCCUCAAGCUUGA